Molecule: messenger RNA, 666 nt
Organism: Trichomonas vaginalis G3
Lineage: Eukaryota; Parabasalia; Trichomonadida; Trichomonadidae
Product: glycine-rich protein family
Exons: 1
Coding region: 1-666 (221 amino acids)
Source: RefSeq, a predicted model, not a curated record
AUGAGAUAUGUUUUAGGUGAAUAUAAUGAAACUAAUUCCUUGAAGUCAAGAAUCAUUGUUUCUGCGGGUGGUGCAGGGUCAACAUUCUAUAUUUCUGCAUUUAUUCAAGGCGGUCAUGCCGGUGGAAUCAAUGGGUUUCCUGGCUCACAAUAUGUUUAUAUCAGCUCUUCAGGUACUCUCACUAAUUCAACUGGUGCAAACAAUAUUUUAGGUGGCAUAUCAGGCUUGGCAGACGAUAAGAAUUCUAGUUCCAUUAUCAAUGGCUCCUUUGGGAUUGGUGCAAAUCCUUUCGAGACGGGAUAUGGCUCAGGAGGUGGAGGGGGUUAUUAUGGAGGAGGUGCAGGGAAUUCUGCUGUAAAUACUGUCGGAACUGGGUCAGGAGGAUCAUCUUUUAUAUCAGGAUACAAAGGUUGUAAUGCGAUUUCAGAAAAAUACACUCUGAGUAAUCCAAUUCACACAGGUAAACCUGAACAUUACUCAGGCUUUGUAUUUGCAAACCCUAUUAUGAAAGAUGGUCCUACUAUUAAAUAUAUUGGGAAUGGUCAAGCCCGCAUUACUGUUUUACAGAACAUCUUUAUUCGAGAGAAAAGUUGUAACUAUUAUUAUACAUUGAAUCACCUUUUGUUUUGUAUCUUCAUUAUUUUUGAUGUUGAUUUAGUAAAAUGA